Messenger RNA from Cordyceps fumosorosea ARSEF 2679, 1383 nucleotides. Its product is annotated as Major facilitator superfamily domain, general substrate transporter. The transcript has 10 exons. Bases 1 to 1383 code for a protein of 460 amino acids. The record is from RefSeq and is a predicted model, not a curated record. Gene Ontology annotation, biological process: transmembrane transport. Gene Ontology annotation, cellular component: membrane. Gene Ontology annotation, molecular function: transmembrane transporter activity. NCBI's taxonomy places the organism in Eukaryota, Fungi, Ascomycota, Sordariomycetes, Hypocreales, Cordycipitaceae.
AUGGAAGUCUCAGAGACCCUGACGUCCAAGCCCGGCGAGCGAGCCCUCAUCCGGCGAUGGUAUCACUGGUAUGAUGUCAACGCCAGCAAGCAGGAGCGAAGGCUCCUAAGGAAGCUCGACUUUUGCAUUUUGCUCUAUACCUGUCUGACAUUUUUUGUCAAAUACUUGGACCAAACCAACGUCACAAACGCCUGGCUUACUGGCAUGCAAACCGAUCUCAAAUUCAAGGGCAACGAGCUCAACUGGUUCACCACCUACUUCAGCGUCGGCGUCAUCAUCGGCGCUCCCAUUUCCACAUGCAUGCUCACCGUCAUCCAGCCCCGGUUCUGGCUGCCCUUUUGCACCAUGGGAUGGAGCUUCUUCGUCCUCUUCAUGUACAAGGCCGAGAACGCUGCGACUCUCUACGCACUGAGGUUCUGCUGUGGCCUCUUUGAAGCGGGCGCCUAUCCCGGCUGUCUCUAUGUGAUUGGCAGCUGGUACACCAAGUCUGAAAUUAGCCGACGAACCGGAAUCUUCCUCUUUGCUUCAGUUUUUGGUGGAAUGUGCUCAGGCUACAUUCAAGCCGGACUUCACAAGAACAUGGAUGGCGUCGCUGGACUAGCCUCGUGGCGCUGGCUCUUCAUCUUUGACUUUCUCCUUGGCAUCCCCGUCGCCAUCUUCGGCUUCUUCGUCUGCCCCGACGAACCCAAAGGCAAAAAGAUUUGGUGGAUGACAGAGGAGGAAAAGGCACUCUCCAUCCACAGGAUGAAGAGGGACGGCCGUGACGCCGUCGGCGUCUGGACCUGGGACGUUGUCCGCCAGAUCCUGCGCUCGUGGCAAUUUUACGGCUUCGUCAUCGGUUGGGGGUUCGUCGAGCUGACGUGCGGCAACAACCUGCAGCGCGCCGUCGCGGCCGACUCGCUCAACAACCGGGCCAUCCCGUUCGUCGUGCUCUGCGUCUUCAUGCUCUUCUCGUACAUCGUCUUCCUCGUCGGCACCAACAACAUCGGCCUGCGCAUGGCCGCCUACUUCAUCGGCGGCGCGUACGGCGGCCUCUCCCCGCUCCUCGGCGGCUGGAUCAACUGCAGUUGCGGCGGCAACAAGCAGCUGCGGUCGUUUAUCACCGCCAUGAUGAUUUCCGUGGGAUACGCCAUCGAGGCCCCCGCGCAACAAGUCGUGUUCCCCGUGUCGCAGGCGCCCGACUUCCGUCCCACCAACGGCUACGCCUACGGUGUCGGCAUGGUGGUCGCGACGGCCGUCUGGUGCGGCGCCGUGAUCCCGCUCAUGUCGCGCUUCUGGUUCUUCAAGGACAAGCAGGCCUGCCUCAGCUGCGAGUGCGAGGAGCCCAUCCCCGAAAGCACCACCUACAGGGCCAACAACAAGACGGGAGAAGCCUCUGACUAA